This is a messenger RNA of Ylistrum balloti, 2094 nucleotides long. Its product is annotated as transcription initiation factor IIB-like. Bases 173 to 1132 code for a protein of 319 amino acids. Gene Ontology annotation, biological process: transcription initiation at RNA polymerase II promoter; transcription preinitiation complex assembly. Gene Ontology annotation, molecular function: TBP-class protein binding; RNA polymerase II general transcription initiation factor activity. Gene Ontology annotation, cellular component: nucleus; transcription preinitiation complex. Lineage: Eukaryota; Metazoa; Mollusca; Bivalvia; Pectinida; Pectinidae. The record is from RefSeq and is a predicted model, not a curated record. The transcript is spliced from 10 exons.
GACUUUAUGGAGGAAGCAUGGUCUUUGCUUUAAAAAGUCGUCGAUUAUAGAGCUUACAUUCUACUUGAAUUUCGAUCAACUUUACCCGCGACAUCCUAAAUAUUCGACUCGCCUUAAUUUGACGUCAGAAAGUUUAUAAAUAGACGUGUAAAUCCAUAAGCAUUGCACAACAAUGGCGUCAACAAGCACAGGCAAAGGACGAGCAGGUCCAUUGCUUCAUUGUCCACAGCACCCAGAUGCCCCUCUGGUGGAGGACUACCAUGCUGGAGAUAUGAUCUGUCCCGAGUGUGGGCUUGUUGUUGGAGACAGAGUGGUAGAUGUUGGAACAGAGUGGAGGACCUUCAGUAAUGAGAAAAACACCAAAGAUCCCUCUCGUGUAGGGUCAGCAGAGAACCCUCUCUUAGAUGGCAGUGACUUGUCUACUAUGAUUGCUAUGGACCCAAAACAGGAGAUGAUGACAGAUGAAUUUGGAAAGCCUAUGUACAGAAAUCGUAGAACGAUUAACAGUUCUGAUCGAGCAUUAAUUAAUGCGUUUAGAGAAAUCAACCAGAUGGGGGACAGACUCAACUUACCUAAAAUGAUUGCAGAUCGGGCAAAUACACUAUUUAAACAAGUCCAUGAAGGCAAAACUUUGAAGGGACGCAGUAAUGACGCCAUCGCCUCAGCCUGUAUGUACAUCGCCUGUCGCCAGGAAGGUGUGCCCAGGACGUUCAAAGAAAUAUGUGCUGUAUCUAAGAUAUCCAAGAAGGAAAUUGGUCGAGUGUUUAAACUGAUUCUGAAGACUUUGGAAACCAACGUAGCUUUAAUUACCACAGGGGACUUCAUGUCUCGAUUUUGUUCAAACCUUGGCCUUCCUCUGUCAGUACAAAAGGCAGCAACUGUGAUUGCCAGGAAGGCAGUGGAUAUGGACCUCGUGGCUGGACGAAGUCCAAUUUCCGUAGCAGCAGCAGCCAUAUACAUGGCUUCUCAGGGAUCUGCUACAAAAAAGUCUGAGCAGGAGAUAGGGGAGAUCGCUGGUGUUGCUGAAGUGACUAUUAGGCAAUCAUACAAACUAAUGUAUCCCAAGGCCCAUCUCUUGUUCCCGGAUGACUUCAAAUUUGCCACAUCCAUUGCAAAUUUGCCAACAUCCUGAUUACAGCAGCACUGGUAUAAUACAGGACAUUGUUGAUAAGGAGACUCCAAAGAAAAGGAAACUGCUGGAUGCCAUCAACAGGAAGGAAAUCUUCAAAAAUAUUUGGACGCUGUUGGUUUUGAAACAGCUGGACUGUUCUUGAGAAAGAAAAUUUUGGUUGUUUAUCAAAUGCGUUCCUUUUAUAUCAAGCAUCUCAUAGCUAUGAUUGAAGUAAUUUCCAAUGUUCCAUUUUCUAGACAGGAGUUUAUGUACACAAGAAAACCGAGCAUAUUCUCCAGAUAAAGUACACUCGUGUUUACAAGCCAUGUGAUUCAUAAGUUAUGAUAUGUGUGAUAAUCAAGAAUUUCUCAUUUCAAAUGGAUUACUGUAAUAAAAAUCAAAGUACUAUAGAGUUUUUCAUUCCAUAAAGAUGUAACGAUUUAAUAACAAUUAAUGAAUUUUUAAUUAAGAAUUUCUUACAGAAAGAUUAUCUGCAAUGUAAUGUCAGGUGAAAAUGUGAUUAAUGCUGUGGUACGGCAUUCUUCGUCAGUCUGUCAUCAACUUUUUUCUUUAAACAACUUCUUUUCUGGACCAAAAAAAUUACAUUAGGAUCAAGGUCUAUAACAGAAUAACAUUGGCUCCCUAAAUAUUACUUUUUUAUGUGAAAAUACUGUCAUGAAUCUAUAGUUUGUUCAUCUGUCCGUACACCAAUACUACGAAAAAUCAAGUGUACGUCAAGUGAAUCUUUUGUUAACAUUGUCAUAUCAGUUUAUGGGUAACAUAAAGACUUUUAUGUACUGUUUUAUCACUGAGAUAUGUACAAGAUAUUUAUCAAGUCGCUGAUAAAAUAGUAUUGUAGUUUGUUAUGCUGACAAUAUAUAUAUAUAUAUAUGCAAGUCAUUCCGAUAUACUGAAAGAUGUAUACAAACAAGACCACAUCACUUGUGUUAUCAAGCAAAAUAAACAUGGGAAAAUGUCAAUAA